UUUGAUCGUUGCCUUGGUAACGGUUUUCACUUGAUUUUACUGUCGAAAUAAAAUAAAAAGAGAAAAUAAAUAUAAAGGAAUAAGCAAAACAAAAAAAAAAUGUUUCGACGUGGAAAAUUAUCCUUCCUAAACACCAAAGACGACCGAGUUAAGAUUAUAAACGAACGUAUAAACAUUACAGAACGGCAUCUAAUGGAGAUGUGUUCUUCGUUCGCUUUGGUAACGCGCAAAAUGGCCAAAUACCGCGACUCCUUUGAUGAGUUGGCCAAGAGUGUGAAGACUUACGCCGACGACGAGGAAAUCAACGAGAGUCUCUGUCAGGGACUGAAGAGCUUCACCAAUGCGGUCACCAUAAUGGGUGAUUACAUGGACAUCAAUGUACACCGGCUGGAACACAAGAUUGUCAACGAGUUGGCGCAGUUCGAGCAGCUCUGCAAGUCCACAAGGGACAAUCUUCGACUGGCUGUCAUAGCUCGGGAUAAGGAGGUUCUACGCCAACGCCAGAUGCUGGAGCUCAAGUCAAAGUUUUCUGCAAACAAUAGUGCCGCGGAUUCGGAGCUCUUUAAGGCCAAGAUGGAGGUGCAGCGCACAAACAAGGAGAUAGACGACAUCAUUGGGAACUUCGAGCAGCGGAAGUUGCGCGAUGUGAAGCAGAUUAUCAGCGAUUUUAUACUGAUCUCCAUGAAGCAGCACACCAAGGCUCUGGAGAUCCUCAGUGCAAGCUACUAUGAUAUUGGAACCAUUGACGAGCGCGACGACUUCCUAGAGUUUCAGAAACUGAUGAAGUCCAAGGAAGAGCCCACUUCCCGCAAAACUGCCCUCAAAAAGGGACUGCGCUCCCAGUCGAUGGACAGCUUGGAGCACGAACACCUGGUCAGUCCGCUAAAGAGGCGCCAGAAGUUAUCGAGGAGCACCAAGAAUCUAGCCGGCGCCGGAAUCAAUCAUGGGAGUAAAACCGAACCCGAAGAUGAAACCGACGAGCAGGAUGAAGAGGAUGAUGAAGAUGAGGAAACUGAGCAAAGUGGCGAAGAGGAAGAGGAAUCUGGUACGGCCACGGAUGACGAGAGGGAGCCCACGCAGCUGAGCAGCCAGGUCACUCCGCGGGAGAAUGUCUUUGGGGCAAAGAUCCGAUCUGCUAGCAAGGAUAUCGCCACGCCAUCGACCAGCGCCAGUGCCACAUCAGCUCCUUCGAAACCCAGCAGACAAGCGGUCAAGCAUCCCUUCAAGGCGGUGGCCUCCACCCAUGUAAGGCUGCAGAAGCAGUUCCACGUGCCCCAGCACUAGCACUAAAGUUAUAACCAAUAGUAGAGCUCCUAGAGGUCACAUCAGUAUUGCAGACACAUUUUGGAAUCAUAACAAGAGCUUAAAUAAAAUUAAUUUAGGAACAUA
Messenger RNA from Drosophila yakuba, 1389 nucleotides. RefSeq names its product protein FAM92A-A (gene Fam92). Bases 100 to 1284 code for a protein of 394 amino acids. Gene Ontology annotation, cellular component: ciliary basal body; ciliary transition zone. The record is from RefSeq and is a predicted model, not a curated record. NCBI's taxonomy places the organism in Eukaryota, Metazoa, Arthropoda, Insecta, Diptera, Drosophilidae. Gene Ontology annotation, biological process: cilium assembly. The transcript is spliced from 5 exons.